Messenger RNA from Doryrhamphus excisus (bluestripe pipefish), 1058 nucleotides. The record is from RefSeq and is a predicted model, not a curated record. NCBI's taxonomy places the organism in Eukaryota, Metazoa, Chordata, Actinopteri, Syngnathiformes, Syngnathidae.
UGUGACUGUGAACAGUUUGGGACCCACUGAGCUGGUCCAUUUGGGUCCAAAGCAGUUGGCUCGGUUCGGCUGCCCCCAACUUUGACUGUGGUUGUCAGAAGUUGUCAUUUGCCAUUGAAACAAAGCCAAGCAGUUAGCAACACACCCAGCCGGAUGGUCUGGAAUCAUCGUACUCUCAGGCCAGCUUGGUUUUCAACUCUUUGUUUUUCUUACCUGGAUUUCCCUGACACCUUUCACCAACUUGGAUCAGCUGAUGUGGAUUCCCAGUCCCUCGGUAACCGUCACAUUUAUCUGUUUUCAAGAAAAUCAGGACUCACGGAUUGCGUCAGUGUUGUAUGAUGCGUCAUGUGACCCUAAUAUGAGUGAAAUAGUCAACAUUCCAGGAGUCAAGCUAGCAUAUAAAAGGAUGGCUUUUGCUGUCCGCAGCAUUCGACAUCAGCGCUGAAAAGGUAACAUGACAACUUUACACGCUACUUUUCUAACUCCUUUUCAUACAUUUUUCAUAAAACAGUAUUUCUUCAUUAUUGCACAGAUGGCAUUUACUAUUGGCGUGUUCUUCGUCCUUUUUGGGAUCAGUGGACUCCUGACCGGAGCCUGGUGUGGGUCUUGCUACGAGGAGAAAGGAUGCUGUCCUCAGGGAUGGACCCAGUUGGACGAUCACUGUUACAUCUUCCAAUAUGAUGAAAGGACUUUUGGCGAUGCAGAGAGUGUUUGCAAACUUCUUGGUGGGAAUCUGGCCUCCAUCCACAGCUACCUGGAAAAUGUGGUUGUUGCCGGACUGAUUAGAGAAGGCGGUGGAGACGUUGCCUGGAUUGGACUCUAUGAUGCCAUUGAGAGAGGAAACUUGGUUUGGACUGAUGGCACAUGCUUUGAUUUCACCAACUUUGCUGUCGGAGAGCCUGACGGAACGGGUGCCUGUUUUGAACUUGUUGCAUCUGAGGGGAGUUUUCGUGAUGAGAACUGCACCUUUUACCACCCCUAUGUUUGCAUCAGAGAUACCGACUACUGUGGACACCACUAAUCAGACCUCAUUGUCACCAGUCAGUCAAAAAUGUCAG